Molecule: messenger RNA, 3588 nt
Organism: Sinocyclocheilus rhinocerous
Lineage: Eukaryota; Metazoa; Chordata; Actinopteri; Cypriniformes; Cyprinidae
Product: mitogen-activated protein kinase kinase kinase kinase 4-like
Exons: 26
Coding region: 48-3212 (1054 amino acids)
Biological process (GO): protein phosphorylation
Cellular component (GO): cytosol
Molecular function (GO): protein kinase activity; ATP binding
Source: RefSeq, a predicted model, not a curated record
ACAAGGGUCGACAUGUCAAAACCGGACAGUUGGCAGCCAUCAAAGUCAUGGACGUGACUGAAGAUGAAGAAGAGGAGAUUAAGCUGGAGAUUAACAUGCUGAAGAAAUACUCUCAUCACAGAAACAUCGCCACGUAUUACGGCGCCUUCAUCAAGAAGAGUCCUCCAGGACACGACGACCAGCUGUGGCUGGUGAUGGAGUUUUGUGGAGCUGGUUCGAUCACAGACCUGGUGAAGAACACUAAAGGGAAUACCCUGAAGGAAGAAUGGAUCGCGUACAUCUCCAGAGAAAUCCUCAGGGGUUUGGCCCACUUACACGCUCAUCACGUCAUCCACAGAGACAUUAAGGGCCAAAAUGUGCUUCUGACUGAAAACGCUGAGGUCAAGUUAGUGGACUUCGGCGUCAGCGCUCAGCUGGAUCGAACCGUGGGCCGCAGGAACACCUUCAUCGGGACGCCGUACUGGAUGGCUCCCGAGGUCAUCGCCUGCGACGAGAACCCAGACGCCACGUACGACUACAGGAGCGAUCUGUGGUCCUGUGGGAUCACGGCGAUAGAGAUGGCCGAGGGCGCUCCUCCGUUGUGCGAUAUGCAUCCCAUGCGAGCGCUCUUUCUCAUACCCAGAAAUCCUCCGCCCAGACUCAAGUCCAAGAAAUGGUCUAAGAAGUUCUUCAGCUUCAUCGAGGGCUGUCUGGUGAAGAACUACACGCAGCGGCCGCCCACCGAUCAGCUGCUGAAGCACCCCUUCAUCAGAGACCAGCCCAACGAGAGGCAGGUGCGCAUCCAGCUCAAAGACCACCUGGACCGCUGCCGCAAGAAGCGCGGAGAGAAAGACGAGACCGAGUACGAGUACAGCGGCAGUGAGGAAGAGGAGGAGGAGGCUCAGGAGCAGGAGGGAGAGCCCAGCUCUAUCGUGAACGUGCCGGGCGAGUCGACUCUGCGGCGGGACUUCAUCCGUCUGCAGCAGGAGAAUAAGGAGCGCUCGGAGGCCCUGAGACGCCAGCAGCUCCUCCAGGAGCAGCAGCUCCGCGAGCAGGAGGAGUACAAGCGGCAGCUGCUGGCCGAGCGACAGAAGCGCAUCGAGCAGCAGAAGGAGCAGAGGAGGCGUCUGGAGGAGCAACAGAGACGCGAGCGCGAGAUGAGGAGGCAGCAGGAGCGAGAGCAGAGGAGGAGAGAGCAGGAGGAGAAGAGACGCCUGGAGGAGAUGGAGAGGAGGCGCAAAGAGGAGGAGGAGCGCCGAAGGGCAGAGGAGGAGAAGAGGAGGGCUGACCGCGAGCAGGAGUACAUCCGCCGGCAGCUGGAGGAGGAGCAGAGGCACCUGGAGAUCCUGCAGCAGCAGCUGCUACACGAACAGGCCAUGCUACUGGUGGAUGAGCGUCACCGGAGGAGCGUGCAGGGCUCUCCUCAGGCCGCCGUCAUGCAGAAGCAGCCCCCCGCCGUGCCGCCGCGCUCAGAGCCCUUCUCCAACAGCAGCAGCAGCGCGGCCGAACCCAGCCACCGGCCCCCCGACCCGCAGGAUUUGACGGCCCUCGCUAAAGAGCUGCGUGCCGUGGAGGACGUGCGUCCGCAGCACAAAGCCACCGACUACUCCUCCUCCAGCGAUGACUCCGGGACCACUGACGAUGAAGACGACGAGGAGGUGGAUCAGGACGUGGGAGAGGAGUCGACGUCCGGCCCGGAGGACUCCCGCGGAGGCUCGUCCAGACUCAGUAAUGGUGAGAUGGUAGCAGCGAAGACGAUGGUUGUCCAAGACGACGACGCCUCCUCUACGCCGUGCAAAGACAGCACGCUGGUCAUGCGACAGUUCCAGAGAUCAGGGCCUGUGACAGUGUUGGGUUCAGGCUGGAAAGACUCUCCUAGUCCCAGUCCUGUAGAGAUUGGGCAGAGGAACUGCAUUAGGGGUCGAAAUCCCCUGCUGCCCGACCUGCUCCAGCAGAGUCAGCGCUCUCCCCCCUCUUCCUCCUCUCCCAGCAGCCCUGCCCUGUCCCCCCUCAGUCCCUCGGACAGAGUCCCGUGCCUUGCAGAGACUCCCACCGUGCCGAAGCACAAGUCUUCCUCAUCUUUCACACCCUUCAUUGACCCGCGUCUCCUCCAGGUCUCUCCAUCCACCGGCAGCGCGCUCAAUAAUGCUGGUUACAGUAAUGACGCUCGACUGCAGGAGGCUCUGCGGCAGGACGCGUCUCGUAAGGGAUCGGUGGUCAACGUCAAUCCUGUCAACACACGGCCACAGAACGACACGCCAGAGAUCCGCAAGUACAAGAAGAGGUUCAAUUCAGAGAUCCUGUGCGCUGCUCUCUGGGGUGUGAAUCUGUUGGUUGGGACGGAGAGCGGCCUCAUGCUGCUGGAUCGCAGCGGUCAGGGGAAAGUCUACCCGCUCAUAAGCCGCAGACGCUUCCAGCAGAUGGAUGUUCUGGAGGGACUCAAUGUGCUCGUGACGAUAUCAGGGAAGAAGAAUAAAUUGCGGGUGUACUAUCUGUCCUGGCUGAGGAACAAGAUCCUCCAUAAUGACCCUGAGGUGGAGAAGAAGCAGGGCUGGACCACCGUAGGAGAUCUAGAGGGCUGUGUGCACUACAAUGUUGUGAAGUACGAGAGGAUCAAGUUCUUGGUUCUGGCCCUGAAGAAUUCAGUAGAGGUGUACGCGUGGGCUCCCAAACCGUACCAUAAAUUCAUGGCUUUCAAGUCGUUCGGUGAUCUGGUGCACAAGCCGCUGCUGGUUGACCUCACAGUUGAAGAAGGCCAAAGGUUAAAGGUCAUCUAUGGGUCCUGCUCUGGCUUUCAUGCUGUGGAUGUGGACUCAGGAGCCGUCUAUGACAUUUAUCUGCCAACUCACAUUCAGACCAGUAUUCAGUCGCAUGCCAUCAUCAUCCUGCCAAACACGGAUGGCAUUGAGCUGCUGGUGUGUUAUGAAGACGAGGGCGUGUAUGUCAACACCUACGGCCGCAUCACCAAAGACGUGGUGCUCCAGUGGGGCGAGAUGCCCACCUCCAUCGCUUAUAUCCGCUCUAACCAGAUCAUGGGCUGGGGAGAGAAGGCCAUAGAGAUCCGCUCGGUGGAAACAGGCCACCUGGAUGGAGUUUUCAUGCACAAACGAGCACAACGGCUCAAGUUUCUGUGUGAGAGGAAUGACAAGGUCUUCUUUGCGUCUGUGCGUUCUGGAGGCUCGAGUCAGGUGUACUUCAUGACGCUGGGCCGCACCUCCCUGCUCAGCUGGUAAAGCAGGAGUCUGAGCUGCUGAUGGAGUUUCUCGACGCGAUCCGCUGAGGCCAGGCCACACGAACGGCCCGAGCCCGCUGGAGGACUGACAAACCGGCAAACACACUAACUGAGCCUGCUGCGUGAGGAACGGCUCGAGUAUCUCCAGUAUUAUUGCUAGUCUGUGUAAAUGUCUUUCUCUAGAGUUUAACACAAUCUGACUCCGCUGAGAGGAGCGCUGACAUCCUGCUGUCACAAAUAGUGUUCUGACAAUAGUGAAACACAAAAUGGCUUUGUUAUGUCAUGUUGUUUUUUUAUUUUUAUUUAUGGCUUGUAUUUAUUUCUAGCUUGUUUUUUUAUUAGUACUUGUUUUUACUAAGCAGAGUAGUUCCAGUAAU